Ilex paraguariensis (yerba mate) is the source of this 1676-nucleotide messenger RNA. The record is from the annotation of a GenBank genome assembly. Lineage: Eukaryota; Viridiplantae; Streptophyta; Magnoliopsida; Aquifoliales; Aquifoliaceae.
UGGGCCUUUAGCUUUGCAUGGUACUUUCUGCCAACCGAUAUGUAUGUCCUUGCAUUAUGUAAAUGGUUAUUGCUUUUGCACAGCCUGCAUAAUUUUUGUGUAAGCUUGCAGGUAAUUGGCAGGAAACAAGUGUAUAAGUUGGAUGAAAAGGCCUGAAAGGGGAAGCAGUCAUGGCAGAGAGCACAGAAAUUGAGGACCGGGUGGAUCUUGAUGAUGAUAAUUACAUAGAAGAUGAGGAUGAUGAUGUUGAAGAACAAACAGAGGAUGAAACAACAGAGGGAGGUGAAGACAAAAAUGGUAAAGAACAACAGGUGGACUUCAGAAGUCAGGAUAGUGAAAAGGAGCAAUCACCGGAAGCAGAUAGAAGACACAUUUUUGCUGUGCCUUUGAAAGAUGAAGAAAAGCCCGCUUCUUCAAUCAGUGAUGAUGACAAAAAGAAGCAUGCUGAACUUCUUGCUCUUCCUCCUCAUGGUUCUGAAGUUUUUAUUGGUGGCCUUCCUCGAGAUGUUUCAGAAGAAAACUUGAGGGAUCUUGUCGAAUCAGUGGGCGAAGCUUUUGAGGUAAGGUUGAUGAAAAAUAGGGAUACUGGUGAAGGUAAAGGUUCCGCUUUUGUAGCAUUCAAAGCAAAGGAUGUUGCCCAGAAGGCCAUUGAAGAGUUACAUAACAAAGAAUUCCAGGGGAGAUCAUUAAGGUGUUCACUAUCUGAAACUAAAUACAGAUUAUUUAUUGGUAAUGUCCCAAAGAGCUGGACUGAUGAUGAAUUUACGAAGGUCGUUGAGGAGACUGGUCCAGGAGCCGAAAGCACUGAGCUCAUUAAAGAUGCUCAAAAUCCAAGCCGUAAUCGUGGUUUUGCCUUUGUUGAGUAUUACAACAAUGCCUGUGCUGAUUACUCCCGGCAAAAAAUGUCAAGUGCAAAUUUUAAGCUGGAUGGCAAUACUCCGACUGUCACCUGGGCUGAUCCAAAGAGUACACCUGAUCAUUCUGCUGCUACUCAGUCUGCACUGCCUCAAGUCAAUGUAAGGUAUGAAACAGCCAACAAGAAACAAAAUGCAGAGAAAGCCGAUGUCAAGGCUCUUUAUGUGAAGAACAUACCUGAAAAUACAUCUCCUGAACAACUGAAGGAACUAUUCCAGCGUCAUGGGGAAGUCACAAAAGUUGUUAUGCCGCCAGCCAAAAGUGGUGGCAAACGGGACUUUGGAUUCGUUCAUUUUGCAGAAAGGUCUAUGGCAUUGAGAGCUGUCAAAGAUACAGAGAAAUAUGAAAUUGAUGGUCAGUUGUUGGAAGUAGUUCUUGCUAAGCCUCAGGCUGAUAGGAAGGUUGACGUGGCCAGUUCCCACAAUUCUGGGCCCCAUCCAAAUUAUAUUCCUCACCCUGGGUAUGGUGCUUUUCCUGGAAAUCCUUAUGGCCCUGCAGGGCCUAGAUAUGGUGUUGCUGGUGCAUUUCAGCAGCCUGUGAUAUAUGGGAGGGGACCAAUGCCCACAGGGAUGCAAAUGGUUCCGAUGGUUCUACCAGAUGGUCAAAUUGGCUAUGUUCUUCAGCAGCCUGGGGUCCAGAUACCACCUGCGCAUCCUCGGAGAAAUGAUCGAAGCAAGGGCACUGGUGGACCACAAGUGCGACGAGGGACUAGUAGUGGCAGUGAUGAAGCCAGCCGUAGCAGACGGUAUCAACCCUACUAG